Protopterus annectens (West African lungfish) is the source of this 1423-nucleotide messenger RNA. Its product is annotated as tissue alpha-L-fucosidase-like. The record is from RefSeq and is a predicted model, not a curated record. The coding region runs from base 290 to 1423 and encodes 377 amino acids. Gene Ontology annotation, cellular component: lysosome. NCBI's taxonomy places the organism in Eukaryota, Metazoa, Chordata, Ceratodontiformes, Protopteridae. The transcript is spliced from 6 exons. Gene Ontology annotation, molecular function: alpha-L-fucosidase activity. Gene Ontology annotation, biological process: fucose metabolic process; glycoside catabolic process.
CUGAAUUACCCCGCUAUGUUAUAUGCUAGUCGAUGUUAUACUUAUUCCGCAACCGUGAUUAGAAUAAAGCGGAGUAAUCACCAAAUGAAGGAACGGAGUAAUUUUUCUUUUGAUUUCUCACAUAUACACCUAAAUGAUUGAAGUGGGAUAGCCACUACUGGCUAUGUAACUACUGAACGCAUAAUUAUAAGUCAAAUGGUUUACGUAACCCUGCCCAUCAACGCACGUGACUUGUUGGAACCCGGAAAAUAGUUUGUUGAGAUGUAGGUUCAGUCAUUCAGUAGCAGCAAUGGAACUGUAUGUGUGGAGGAUUGUCGGGGUGUUAGUAUUCACGGUGUGCCUCGGGUUUGCGCGUGAAGUGAAACGUUACACCCCGGAUUGGGAGAGCCUGGAUUCAAGACCCUUACCUGCUUGGUUUGAUGAGGCUAAGUUCGGAGUGUUUUUGCACUGGGGUGUAUUUUCUGUGCCUUCCUUUGGAAGUGAAUGGUUUUGGUGGCACUGGCAAGGGGAAAAGCAACAUGCCUAUGUUGACUUCAUGAACCGUAACUACCCUCCAGGCUUCACUUAUGCUGACUUUGCGCCGCAGUUCACUGCUGAAUUUUUUGACCCUGACAGCUGGGCAGACCUCUUCCAAGCAGCUGGAGCAAAGUAUGUUGUCCUGACAACUAAACAUCAUGAAGGAUUUACAAACUGGGGUUCCAAUGUGUCCUGGAACUGGAACUCCAUGGAUACAGGACCCCAUCGUGACUUAGUGGGGGACCUGGGAGCUGCAAUACGUAAGAGAAAUCUUUAUUAUGGAGUUUAUCAUUCCAUGCUGGAAUGGUUUAACCCAUUAUAUGUUCAAGACAAGAGCAGUGGAUUCAAGACACAGAAUUUCGUCUUUGGAAAAACACUUCCAGAGCUGGUUGAUCUUGUCCAAAGGUAUAAGCCAGAUCUCAUUUGGUCAGAUGGAGACUGGGAAGGCCCGGCAGAAUACUGGCAUUCAAGAGAGUUUUUGGCAUGGUUGUACAAUGACAGUCCUAUCAAGGAUAAGGUGGUGGUAAAUGAUCGGUGGUGCAACAACUGUUCUUGUCACCACGGUGGGUAUUAUAACUGUGCAGAUAAGUACAAGCCUGGAACCCUACCUGAUCAUAAAUGGGAGAUGUGUACCUCAAUUGAUCCCUACUCAUGGGGCUACCGUCGUAACAUGCGAGUCAGUGACCUCAUGGACGUACCAAGCAUCCUUAAAGAACUGGUGCAAACAGUCUGCUUUGGAGGCAACUACCUUCUGAAUGUAGGACCCACAAAAGAUGGAAUGAUUGCUCCAAUAUUCCAAGAGAGAUUGCUGGAUGUUGGGCGGUGGUUGAAAGUGAAUGGAGAGGCCAUUUAUGGUUCCAAACCAUGGAGAGUACAGAUGGAUAACAGUACUGGUAUUAUCUGGUAA